This is a messenger RNA of Solea senegalensis (Senegalese sole), 1054 nucleotides long. It is a transcript of the gene pdrg1, whose product is annotated as p53 and DNA-damage regulated 1. Gene Ontology annotation, cellular component: prefoldin complex. The transcript is spliced from 5 exons. Lineage: Eukaryota; Metazoa; Chordata; Actinopteri; Pleuronectiformes; Soleidae. The coding region runs from base 61 to 459 and encodes 132 amino acids. The record is from RefSeq and is a predicted model, not a curated record. Gene Ontology annotation, biological process: protein folding.
AGAAAAAAAGCGUCCUUGUUUCUGACCGGACGUAUUUUUGUAGUCACACAACCACCAAACAUGGACGCUGUUUCGCAGCGUGUUUUGCAGUAUUUGACAGAAGUUGAAGAAGCAGCGGAGGAUGUUCUCACCUCUAAACAACAGAUAGUUGACCUGGACUCAAAGAGAAACAGGAACAGAGAAGCACUCAAUGCCCUAAAAACUGAAAUACCUGAUUCGGAAAAAGUGAAGGUUUGCUUUGGAAACAUGUUCAUCAAAUUUCCCAAAUCAAAGACAAAAGAGAUGAUUGAGAAAGACCAGGAGCAGCUCGAAAAGGAGAUAAAUGAUGUGCGCAAAGGACUGAAAGCAAAGGUCAAUCGUCUCAAUGAGAUGCAAGGGAACCCCGAGCUGAGAGGCUACAACCUUUGUCCUCUGUCCACUGAUGAACUCAAAGCUUUGAACAGCAUUUUAAAGAUAUGACAUUGGAGCUGCGAACCAUUUCAUCGUGCUGAGGACAUAAGGCCAGGGAACAUGAUGACACGUUGCCUAAGAAUGUCACAGGAAAUCCAUUAUAUUCUCAAGUGAAGAAGCCACAAAAGAAGAAAGUUUAAGGCUUGAGCUGCAUUUCUGUGACAUUUCUCUGUCAUCAUGUGUCAUUUCCCAUGACGAAGUUGUAAAUGGAUGAAAUAACCAGAAAGAAAACAAUCCUGAUCAAUGAACUGCAACACUCCCGUAUAUAAUAAAUGAGUGGUUACAGCAUGGUUGUCCAACUGCCUGCUGUAUAACCAUAUCUAAUGAGAGGCAGUGGUGGAGUGUGAACACACCUGUUUGUAAUCACAAUACAGUAGUGAUGCUACUUUACUCCUGCUGUAGUACAGUAGCUGGUGCUGCAGCUGUUUCACUGCAGACUCUGUGUCCUCCCCUCGAUUGUGAGCAUCACGACUGUCUUACUCAGUCCAGUGACGGCCCACACAUCCAGCUUUAUUAAGCACCAGGUGCUGGACAGAGGAGACGAGAGCCAGGAAACGAGUGUCCGCACACCUGGUGUGGGUAAUUAAAAUGUUUGAUAGCCUCA